Molecule: messenger RNA, 3311 nt
Organism: Scylla paramamosain (green mud crab)
Lineage: Eukaryota; Metazoa; Arthropoda; Malacostraca; Decapoda; Portunidae
Product: zinc finger protein 160-like
Exons: 1
Coding region: 1-1581 (526 amino acids)
Biological process (GO): regulation of transcription by RNA polymerase II
Molecular function (GO): RNA polymerase II cis-regulatory region sequence-specific DNA binding; DNA-binding transcription factor activity, RNA polymerase II-specific
Source: RefSeq, a predicted model, not a curated record
AUGAGUGAGCAGCAGCAGCAGCAGCAGCAGCAGCAGUCUGCCUCAGGUGUGGGGAGGCAUAGGCAUGGUGGCAAGAAUCACCUGGAGGCAGGCAGCUCUGUCCACAGAGGAGAGAGCAAAUUUGAGUGUCAGCAGUGUGAUAAAACUUUUAGAUCCAAACAUGGGCUUAGGGGACACAUUCUGAGGCACAGUGGUGUUAGAAAUUAUGAUUGUUUUCAAUGUAGGAAAAAAUUCAUCACAAAGUCUGAGCUCACCACACAUAUCAUGACACACAGUGGUGUUAGAAAUUAUGAGUGUCUGGAAUGUGGAAAGAAAUUUACCAGAAAGUCUUACCUCACCAGUCACAGCCUGAUACACAGUGGUGUUAGAAAUUAUGAGUGUCUGGAAUGUGGAAAAAAAUUUACCAGAAAACGUAUCCUCACCACACACACCCUGACACACAGUAAUGUUAGAAAUUAUGAGUGUCUGGAAUGUGGAAAGAAAUUUACCACAAAGUAUCAACUCGCCACACACACCCUGAUACACAGUGGUGUUAAAAAUUAUGAGUGUCCAGAAUGUGGAAAGAAAUUUACAAUAAAGGGUAACCUUGCCAAACACACCCUGACUCACAGUGGUGUUAGAAAUUAUGAGUGUCUGGAAUGUGGAAAGAAAUUUACUGAGCAGUGUUACCUCACCAGACACACCCUGACACACAGUGGUGUAAAAAAUUAUGAGUGUCUGGAAUGUGGAAAGAAAUUUACCCAAAAGGGUGACCUCACCACACACACCCUGAGACACAGUGGUGUAAGAAAUUAUGAGUGUGAAGAGUGUGGCAAAAGAUUUACUACCAGUUCUGAGCUUGAUAAACACACCUUCAGACACACUGGCUUGAGGGAGUUCAAGUGUGAUGUUUGUGGGAAGUGUUUCAAGACAAAGUCUGACAUUAUCAGGCACGUGAGGAUCCACUUUACCACAAAGGGUGACCUCACCACACACACCCUGAUAUACAGUGGUGUUAGAAUUUAUGAGUGUCUAGAAUGUGGGAAGAAAUUUCUUACAAAGUCUCAGCUCACCACACACACCCUGACACACAGUGGUGUUAGAAAUUAUGAGUGUCUUCAAUGUGGAAAAAAAUUCUUCACAAAGUCUAACCUCACCACACACACCCUGACACACAGUGGUGUUAGAAAUUAUGAGUGUCUGGAAUGUGGAAAGAAAUUUUUCACAAAGUCUCAGCUCACCAGUCACACCGUGACACACAGUGGUGUUAGAAAUUUUGAGUGUCUAGAAUGUGGAAAGAAAUUUGCCAGAAAUGCUGACCUCACCACACACACCCUAACACACAGUGGUGUCAGAAAUUAUGAGUGUCUAGAAUGUGGAAAGAAAUUUACUGCAAGGUCUCACCUCACCACACACAUCCGGAGACACAGUGGUGUUAAAAAUUAUGAGUGUGAAGAGUGUGGUAAAAGAUUUGUUACCAAUUCUGAGCUUAAAUCACAUGCCUUCAGACACACUGGCUUGAGGGAGUUCAAGUGUGAUGUUUGUGGCAAGUGUUUCAAGACAAAGCCUGAAAUUGCCGGGCACAUGAUGGUCCACUUUUGAGGUGGUGUGUUGUGUGGACCAGCCAGGUCACACCCGUGCCUGUGGGAGUGUGUGGUGGAGUUUUUUUCUCCACAUAGGAGGGGCACUGGCCAAGGGCAACAAAAAUUGCAACAAUAAAAAGGGCCACUGAGAUGCUGGUCCCCAUACAGAAUCAAAAGCUUUAUUAAAAAAUUGCAGGGUGUCUUGAAACCUCUCUCUGGAAAGAGUUCAAGUCAUAGGAAGGUGGAAAUACAGAAGAAGGCAGGGAGUUGCAGAGGUUACCAGAGAAAGGGAUGAAUGACUGAGAAUACCUAACAUAGUUAACCUAACUCUUUCCUCAACAAAGGGAAACCAUUAUUCAAGAAAUAAAUUUAUUCCAGCAGUUUGGGUCUUAAGGGCUGAGCAGAAAGAAGCCACUUUUAUUUCCCAUCAUGCAACAGAAAGUCAUACAGAGGAAUUUGUUCAUAUUACUCAAAACAAUGUGCAGCAAUGUCCAAAAUAUUAGUUAACAUAACAUAUUCCAUAAGCAAUUAGGUCAAGACAAAAUAAUAAACAAGUAUGGUACUGCGGCUAAAUUUUUACUCCUUCAUCAGUUUAGCUUUUCCAUAUGAAACUUUUUUUUUUUUUCCUAUUUGAAUUAAUAUGCUAACCUAACCAAAGUAAUGUAACAAAACCAAAGUAAUAUAACCUAAUCAAAAACAAACCCAAAAUAGCUAAAAUAACUUGCUUACCAAAAAAUAGGUACAGAUAGAUAUUUAACAGUUGCUGUCUUCAUUAUAAUUAAUUUGCAGUGGGUAUGUGUGUGGUUCACAUUACUCUGGAGUGACAGACUACAUUUGACGAGAAGGGUAAGAAGAGCCACGCUGAGAGGCGGGCAGCUCUGUCCACAGAGGAGAGAGCAAGCUUGGGUGUCAGCAGUGUGAUAAACCUGACAUCCAAAGACAGAUUUAGGGUACAUUCCCUGGCCCACAGUGGCGUUGCACAAUGUUAGAGUCUGGAAUGUGAAAAGAAAUUUACCGAGCAUUAUCACCUCACCAGACGCACCCUGACGCACGGUGAUCUUAGAAAUUAUUUGUAUGAAGUGUGUGGUAAAAUAUUUACUACGAGUUCUGAGCUCAGUGCACACGCCUUGAGACACACUGGCUUGAGGGAGUUGAAGAGUGAUGUUUGUGGGAAGUGUUUCAAGACAAAGGGUGACCUCACCACUCACUCCCUGACACACAGUGGUAUUAGUAAUUAUGAGUGUCUGCAAUGUGGAAAGAAAUUUGCUUUAAAGGGUGCCCUCACCACACACACCCUGACACACAGUGGUGUCAGAAACUAUGAGUUUCUGGAAUGUGGAAAGAAAUUUACCAAAAAGUCUUCAGACACACUGGCUUGAGGGAGUUCAAGUGUGAUGUUUGUGGGAAGUGUUUCAAGACAAAGGCUGACAUUGCCCGGCAGAUGAGGUCCACUUUUAAGGUGGUGUGUUGUGUGGACCAGUGUGGUCACAUCCAUGUCUGUGGGAAUGUGUGGCAGUGGUGGUAGUGGUGGUGGUGGUGAGCGGUGUGUUGUGUCUGUGGCGGCAGCUGUGCCCUUGUGUGCUGUGAGGGAGUAAUCAUGUGCCUGUGACUAAUUUUUGUGAGUUGUUUCUUUUCAACUUUGUAUUUAAGGUAAAGACUAACUUUUUAACACAUCAUUAACAUUUUGUUAAUAAUGUGUGGUGUUGUGUAGACUGUAAGUGAAGAAAUUAAUAUAUUGUAACCACCCUC